Messenger RNA from Drosophila novamexicana, 428 nucleotides. RefSeq names its product probable salivary secreted peptide. The record is from RefSeq and is a predicted model, not a curated record. The transcript has 2 exons. The coding region runs from base 7 to 372 and encodes 121 amino acids. NCBI's taxonomy places the organism in Eukaryota, Metazoa, Arthropoda, Insecta, Diptera, Drosophilidae.
CGCAACAUGAAAGUCUGUUUCCUGGCCAUUUUGGGGCUACUUUCUCUCGUUGCUCUCGCCCAGAGCGAGGGACAAAAUCAGAGUCACAGCGUUACGUGGGGUGCUCGCAUCUUUCGGGAUAUGCACCUGGAGCGGGCUAUCAUAACUGAGAAGUCGAAAUUUUUGCGCGUUGUGUCGCGUUAUUAUAAUUUCACACAAAUCGGUUAUCAGCGUCGCAUCACCCAAAUUGUGGUCACCGAUCAAAUCAGGAAUGGCCAAGGUGGCUUUGCCCGUCUAGAGGCUGGCGGGCCACAAACGAACUUUGCCAAAAUCUAUUUUAAGAGCCAGCGCAACAAGGGCUUCAGCUUUAUUGUGGACAUUUAUGGCAUUUAAAUAUUUGUAUUUAAACAUGUCAGUGCUUAAAAAAUACUGAUUAAUUACAAUUUACU